This is a messenger RNA of Scheffersomyces stipitis CBS 6054, 1034 nucleotides long. RefSeq names its product deoxyhypusine monooxygenase (gene PPL1). Bases 38 to 994 code for a protein of 318 amino acids. Gene Ontology annotation, biological process: peptidyl-hypusine biosynthetic process. The record is from RefSeq and is a predicted model, not a curated record. NCBI's taxonomy places the organism in Eukaryota, Fungi, Ascomycota, Pichiomycetes, Serinales, Debaryomycetaceae. Gene Ontology annotation, molecular function: deoxyhypusine monooxygenase activity. The transcript has a single exon.
ACUUUUCCUACUUCAAUAAAAGCUGCCGAAAUCCACAAUGACUACUGAAAUCGAUAUCGACUCUGCUUCCUUGGAGCAGUUGAGGGAUGUGCUUGUGAACAAAUCUGGGGACAUCAAGUUAGCUAACAGAUUCAGAGCUCUAUUCAACUUGAAAUGUAUUGGAGCUGAAUCUCAAGUCCCUGAGGAUGUCUCCAAGGCUCUUAAGUACAUUGCAGAAUGCUUCCAAGACGACUCUGAGUUGUUAAAACAUGAGGUCGCCUACGUUUUAGGUCAAACUAAGAAGCUUGAAGCUGCUCCAUACUUGAGGGAUGUGCUCAAGAACGACCAACAGCAAUGUAUGGUUAGACAUGAAGCUGCCGAAGCUUUGGGUGCUAUUGGAGAUGUAGAAUCCUUAGAAUUAUUGCAAGACUACUUUAAGAACGAUCCUUUGAUUGAAAUUAGACAGACCUGUGAGUUGGCCAUAGAAAGAAUAAAAUGGGAACAGUCCGAGGCUUCCAAGACCGAAAAGUUGGAAACUUCUGCUUAUACCUCCAUUGACCCAGCCCCUCCAAUGGCUACCGAUGUGGAAUCCAAAGUGGAAAAAUUACAGCAAAUCUUAAACGACCAGGAUACUCCAUUAUUUGAGAGAUACAGAGCAAUGUUCAGAUUGAGAGACUUGGGAACUGAUGAAGCCUGCUUGGCUCUUGCUUCGGGGUUUGCUGAUGAAUCUGCAUUGUUUAAGCAUGAAAUUGCUUACGUCUUUGGUCAGUUGUGUAACCCUGUAACUGUUCCAUCAUUGAUCAAAGUAUUGAAAGACGAAUCGGAAGCUGGUAUGGUUAGACACGAAGCAGCUGAGGCUUUGGGUUCCAUUGCUACAGAUGAAUGUUUGCCAGUUUUGGAGUCUUUCCUCAACGACAAGGAAACAGUAGUUAGAGAGUCGGCUGUGGUUGCAUUGGACAUGUACGAGUACGAGAACUCGACCGAGAUGGAAUAUGCCACCAUCAAAAGCAAUUAGAUAGUUUGCAGUUUAUGGUUAAUGUAUAAUACGAAGGUUU